Messenger RNA from Drosophila elegans, 2231 nucleotides. RefSeq names its product nose resistant to fluoxetine protein 6. The coding region runs from base 11 to 2125 and encodes 704 amino acids. The transcript is spliced from 9 exons. The record is from RefSeq and is a predicted model, not a curated record. Lineage: Eukaryota; Metazoa; Arthropoda; Insecta; Diptera; Drosophilidae. Gene Ontology annotation, molecular function: acyltransferase activity, transferring groups other than amino-acyl groups.
UUGAGUUAGCAUGGUCAAUUUAGUAAGUUUUAUUUUGCCCUUUGGGCUCGUUCUCAUUAGCGCAGAGCAACCCGAGGAUAAAAGUUUCCUUCAAGGAUUUCAGGGUCUUAAAAAACUCAAGCCACUAGGUAUUGAGUUUGCCGACUACUUUCAAAAUGUAACGCUGAACGAUUUGAGCCUUUCCGACUCCUCAUUGCCAACUCAGGAGGAUUUGCUGUGCCUCAAUGAUAUGGCUCAGUUUAUGAUGGCUCUUCGAUCUGGCCAACUUUGGGCACUGAAAAUGAUUGACUCCUGGGGCUCGAUACCCUCUGGUUUAUUUACGGGCAACAUUUAUGACUUGGGCAACUUUGACGAGUGCAUCAAUAUUAAAAAGGACAACAUUCGUGGAAAGUACUGUUUUUUGGAAGCUUACCCCAGUAAAAUGUUGGGCUCUGAGAGUGCCAUAGGUGCAUUUCUAAAAAUGAAGACAGCAACGUGUUUUCCGGCCUCCUGCUCAGCCACACACAUGAACAAGUUUGUGGGUGCAAUAGUGCAGAGAAUUCUAAACGUGAGCAUUCCCAGCACAGCCAUGAGUAUCAGCGAUAGUUCUUGCCAGACCAAUGAGAAAGAACCCUGGAAUGCCCUCACUAUUUUAACUAUAGUAAUCCUAUCAUUGAUGGGGUUCAUUGUGGCUCUUUUCACGCUGUACGACUUUUUCUUGUGCAAGAAUCAAGAUCAGCUUCCCCUGAUAGUCAAGGUGUUUUCGGCCAGGGCCAACUCGCGUGCUUGUUUCCGCAUCGUGCCGAAUAAGUCAAGUCCGAAUGUUAUCCACUGCCUUAAUGGAAUUCGUGGCAUGUCUCUUUUCUGGGUGAUUUUUCUUCAUCAAUACAUGAACGUGCUCUAUUCACCAAAUAUUAAUCGUUUUAGUAUUCUUCCGUGGUUUAGAAGGCCUUUCACGAAUUUUUUUUUGCACGGACAGUUCUCAGUGGAUUCGUUUUUCUUUAUCGGCGGAUUGUUAGUGUCUCUAAUUGCGCUGCGGUUAAUGGAUAAAACUAAGGGCAAACUUAAUGUGCCUAUGAUGUACCUUCGCCGCUUGAUUCGUAUUGUGCCCAUUUUGGCCAUGGCUAUACUAGUCUACACUCAGCUUACAGGAGUUUUCGGAGACGGACCUCUUUUCAAAGGCGGAUACAAUGGAAAAGCGUCAUGUGAAAAAAACUGGUAUUUGACUAUGCUUUUUGUGGUUAACUUUGCGAACGACAUGUGUCUUGAUCAUACCUGGUAUCUGGCGGUGGACAUGCAAUUGUUCCUCAUUUCUCCGAUUCUGCUGUUCGCUCUAUACAAAUGGGGCAAAAAGGCUGCUGCUGGUAUUGUUGUUCUCAUAGUACUGCUUUCUGGAUGCCUCUUUGCCACUAUGAUGGUCAACCACUACUCAAUAACGAGCCUUGAUCUCAGUCUGCAAAAGCAGAUGUACUUCUACACACACACUCAUGCUGCUCCCUGGCUGAUUGGAUUUUUGUACGGGUACUUCCUGUACUUGAGUAAGGGCAAGAAGUUCCAGCUGAGUUGGAUUGCGGUUUGGUCCGGAUGGAUUCUUUGCCUGGCCAUGUUGUUUACAUCGAUCUUCGCUCUUCAAUCGGCACUUCAAACAUUUGUUCCGCAAGUGACCACCUUGGAGUUAUCGUUGUAUUAUACCCUGACCCGAGUGGGUUGGCCAUUGGCAAUCGGUUGGGUGGUCUUCGCCUGCAUGCAAGGAUACGGAGGCCUGGCCAACAGUUUCCUCUCCUCUCCGCUGUGGCAACCCAUUUCAAAACUAUCAUACUCCGCCUACAUCUGGCACAGUUUUAUCCAACAGAUAAACCAAAGGAUAACCAGGACAAACACGUACUUCUCGGACUACCAAGUGAUGCUUCAAUUCUGGUCGACCCUUGGAUUCACACUACUGUUUUCCUAUUUACUUUUCCUGCUUAUUGAGGCGCCAAUUGGUGGUCUGGAUAUGCUUUUACGGCCUCAAAGGAGGGCACCAUCUGAGAUUAAAACGCCGACGGAAUCGGAUCAGACUACGAAGAAUCAAAUUGAUGACGACAAUUCAACAAGUCAAAGCGAGCCGAAAGCAACUGAAUCCAAUACACAAACAGCAACUGAUUAGAUACUCUCAUAGACCCUUGCAGAGGGUAUUAUAAUUUCAGUCAGAAGUUUGCAACGCAGUGGAGGAGACAUUUCCGACCCUAUAGGUUACAUAUAAUAUAUAGUCU